ACACAAAGCAAGCAAGAAGAGAUGGAGGAGAGAGGACACUGGGGCAGUAAGGUGGAGUUUCUCCUGGCUGUGGCGGGAAAUGUUGUCGGACUGGGCAACGUGUGGAGGUUUCCUUACCUCUGCUACAAAAAUGGAGGGGGUGCAUUCCUGGUGCCGUAUCUGGUAUUUGUGGUGACCUGUGGCAUACCUCUAUUCCUGCUGGAGACCACCAUAGGCCAGUACACCCAGGAGGGCGGUAUCACCUGCUGGAGGAAACUGUGCCCGCUGGCAGAGGGUAUCGGCUAUGGUGGGCAGCUGAUCCUCUUCUACAGCUGUAUGACUUACAUUAUUAUCCUGUCCUGGGCUUUGCUCUACCUGGUGUUCUCCUUCAGCUCCCAGCUGCCCUGGUCCAGCUGCAACAACUACUGGAACACAGAUGACUGUGUAGACUUUUCAACAAGAAAUAACACCGUCCAAUGGACCAACCAGACUAAUUCAACCUCUGCUGCCACUGAAUUCUGGGAACGACGAGUGCUCGCUAUUUCAGCGGGGAUUGAGGAGAUAGGCAGCAUCAGGUGGGAGGUGCUGUUGUGUCUUAUUGUCAUGUGGAUCAUCUGCUACUUUUGUAUCUGGAAAGGGGUCAAAUCUACAGGAAAGGUGGUUUAUUUCACUGCUACCUUUCCCUAUGUGAUGUUGUUAAUUCUUUUGAUCCGCGGACUCUCUCUUCCUGGUGCUCUGCAAGGAGUGCUGUUUUAUCUCCUGCCUGAACCUUCACGACUCACAGACCCACAGGUGUGGAUGGAGGCUGGGGCUCAGAUCUUCUUCUCAUACAGUGUGGGUGUGGGCUCCUUAACUGUGCUAGGCAGCUACAACACAUAUAACAAUAACUGCUAUAAAGACUGUCUGUGGCUGUGUUUGCUGAACAGUGGCACCAGUGUGGUAGCUGGAUUUGCAGUCUUCUCGGUGCUGGGGUUCAUGGCUCAUGAGCAGGGCGUUCCCAUUGCAGAAGUGGCCGAGUCAGGUCCAGGCCUGGCAUUCAUUGCAUACCCUCAGGCUGUAGCCAUGAUGCCUGUGCCUCAACUGUGGUCCAUCUGUUUCUUUGUCAUGCUCAUUCUCCUGGGUCUGGACACACAAUUUGUCGCUAUAGAGGUGGUGGUGACGUCGAUCAUAGAUAUGUUUCCUACUGUAAUGCGCAGAACAGGCCAACGGGAGCGCUUCCUCCUCCUCUUCUGCCUCACAUGCUUCUGUUCUCAGCUUGUCAUGAUCACUGAGGCAGGGAUGUAUGUGUUCCAGAUGUUUGACAACUAUGCUUGUAAUGGAGCCUGCAUCCUCUUUCUCUGUGUGUUUGAAACCCUGGCACUAGGAUGGGUAUUUGGGACCGAGCGGUUGUAUGACAUCAUAAAGGACAUGACAGGUGUGCGUGCCAACCCAUUCUUCAAAAUCUGCUGGCUCUACCUCACACCACUGGUCUCCCUGGGCUCUUUUAUAUGUUCUUUAGUGGAGUACCAGCCUCUAACCUUCAAUCGCUGGUAUGUGUACCCAGCCUGGGCAUAUGUGUUGGGCUGGGUAAUGGCCCUGUCCUCCAUCCUGCUUGUGCCAGGUUGGGCAUUAUAUAAGCUUCUAACUGGAACUGGAACCCUCAGUCAGCGUUUCCAUCGUCUGUGUCGACCUGACCUGGACUACUCACUGACCCAAAAGAAAGAGGCUGAGCUGCAGCGCGUCGGAGGGGAAGCCCUUCAACAGUUCACUGAUUGA
Seriola dumerili (greater amberjack) is the source of this 1734-nucleotide messenger RNA. Its product is annotated as sodium- and chloride-dependent GABA transporter 2-like. NCBI's taxonomy places the organism in Eukaryota, Metazoa, Chordata, Actinopteri, Carangiformes, Carangidae. Gene Ontology annotation, cellular component: membrane. The transcript has 14 exons. The record is from RefSeq and is a predicted model, not a curated record. Gene Ontology annotation, biological process: sodium ion transmembrane transport. The coding region runs from base 22 to 1734 and encodes 570 amino acids.